Aspergillus uvarum CBS 121591 is the source of this 1405-nucleotide messenger RNA. RefSeq names its product cytochrome and DOMON domain-containing protein. NCBI's taxonomy places the organism in Eukaryota, Fungi, Ascomycota, Eurotiomycetes, Eurotiales, Aspergillaceae. The record is from RefSeq and is a predicted model, not a curated record. Bases 254 to 1405 code for a protein of 383 amino acids. The transcript is spliced from 3 exons.
UUGGACGCUGUCAGUGUCAGUCCUACCUCAACGAUGAGAAGGAAAACCGGACGAGUGAGCCAAGGGAGGAUUGUAAUCUCCCACUUGCGGUAUGCAGAUUGGUGCGCUACAAUUUAAAUUUGCGUUCCUAAGAGGAAGGAGGACAGAAUCACGUUCCGGGUGAGACAGGUUCGAUACGACGAGGAUCGACCCCCAUGCCUUCGAUAAUUGGUUUGCACUUACAGAGCACACAGCCAAGACAGGGCCAGCCACAAUGGAACUUGACCGCUGGAUGGAUAUAAAGGAUGUUGGCCUGGCCUGCCCUACCCUCCCCGGGGGUAGUGAACGCCCGCCAACUCGUGUCUCCGUCUCCAGUCUACAAUGCGGGCAUUUCGACUUCUCCAGACCUUUCUGGGGCUCGACAGCCCCCCUAGCAACCGCCAACAUCGUGACCUUCACCCCGUCCACCAGCCACCCGAACCUGACCUACAGCGUCACCGUCCCAGACACGACCACCCAGCAAAAUGCGGGACCAAUCUACCUCCAGAUCCGGGCCCCGCGCACGCUGCAAUGGGUGGCCCUGGGCCAGGGCAGCCGCAUGGCCGGCGCCAACAUCUUCGUGGUCUACACCAGCGCCUCGGGCACCAACCUGACCCUAUCCCCGCGCCUAGGGCGAGGACACAUCGAGCCGCAAUACACGGAUCUCGCCAACGCAACCCUCCUCCCCAGCAGCAGUGUCACAGACGACACCAUCGAAGCCACCAUCCGCUGCACGAACUGUCUGGCCUCCUGGUCCUCCCCAUCGGACACCAGCUACGCCCCCACCGCCACCGCCGCCCCCUUCAUCUGGGCCUACCACACCGGCAGCCCCCUGAACUCUUCGUCCCCGGAAGAAACCAUAACAAUCCACACCGACAUGGGCAGCACGACCCUCGACCUCAGCCACGCCCAAUUCGCCCUGCCAGAACACACCAACAGCACCUUCAACCCCUUCGCCCUGACCUCGCAAUCCACCGCCCCAGAACAAGGACGAAACACCCUCCCCUCCCCCACCAAAACCCGCGCCAUCCUCAUAGUCCACGGCACCCUCAUGGCAACCGCCUUCCUCCUGUGCUUCCCCCUCUUCGCCCUCCCCAUUCCCCUCGGGGUAAAAUACAACAUCCCCGGCCUCCACGCACCCCUCCAACUCUUCACCCUCUGUCUGACCAUCAUCGGCCUCGGGACCGGAGUCUACCUCGCGACGACAGUCUCCACCCUCAAACACGCGCACCCCAUUAUCGGAAUCAUCCUCGUCGGCGCGCUGGUGCUGUUCCAGCCGCUCGCAGGCUACCUCCAGCAUCGGCACUGGAAGCGCGAGGCCGCCAAGAGUGUGUUCGGAUUGGAUGUGUGUGGAUUGCAGGGUUUUGGCAAGAUGGAAAAGAGAUGA